Molecule: messenger RNA, 709 nt
Organism: Zea mays
Lineage: Eukaryota; Viridiplantae; Streptophyta; Magnoliopsida; Poales; Poaceae
Source: RefSeq
ACGCGGUGUCUAUCAAUAGUACCAACCCUAUACCAGAGAGCGAGCGCGCUUGACGACUUGUUUGAUUCAUCACUCUCCUUCAAGAUCAUGGGAGCAGUGUUCUCACUACUGGCGGUGGCGGCGGUGGCGGUGGCGGCGGCCAUAGUGUCCUUCGUGGUGGGUCCAGCUGUGUCAUCUGUUUGUCCCUUGGUGACAAUGGUUGCACCCGGCGUCGCCGGGCAGGUUAUAUCCCGCGCGGCGUUCCUUGCGAACCCGCAGCUUUACUUUGCAGUCCUCCACAAAGACGGCGGAUUAGCUGCUGUUCGUAUGUUUGCUGGCUAGCUCUAGGGUAGGGUCGCAGUCGAAGGGGCGCAUGGUUGGGCGCGCGCCUGGGCGGUCUCUGGAAGACUACUAGUAAAAUAAAAGUGGCGACAGUAGUGUCCUCUCCUCCUUGGUGCACGUGGACGUGGUGUACUGGUGUUUUGUCGUCGUCGCUUGCAAUAUAAUGCCUAUUUUAUUACUAUUAAUCUUGGCAGCUUCGUGAGAUUGCGUGCAGGCAUGUUGCUCAAUCGAUCGCCCAGCUGAGAAUGAUCCUCCCUUGCUCGCCAUUGUCACACAGACACACCAAGAACGUGUGAAAAGCCCAGAGACGCUACUGGAUCCAAGCUUUAUAGGAAGAUGUAGAUGCCGGUGUCGAUGAAUUAUUGGUGUCUUUCCAUUGAAUGGAUAU